AAGUGCACACUAGUAUUUAACAUGAAGAAUAAAAAAGAUCAAACGGAAGUGAAAUAUCUGAGACGCAUCUAACAAAUAUGGCGUUCUCUCAGUCAGUAAGAAAAGGUCAAGUUUCUAUUAAUUGUAAAUUAUGUGAAACAGAUAGACCAAUACAGUGGAAAUGCAUGGACUGCAGUAUUCUAAUGUGUGGUCAUUGCAAGGACAAAGUACAUUCCCAAUUCAAAAACGCACAGGAUCAUAAGAUUAUAAGUAUAAAAGAAGUUGGACUGCAUACUGAAAAACUGGAUUUUACAAAUAUGAAAUGCCAUGCACACACUGGACAAUCAUCAUGUCUGUACUGUUAUAAAUGUGAAAUUCUUGUGUGUCCAACCUGUAUUGCUAAAGUUCAUAAGAAGCAUGAUUUAAUCGAAAUUAGUGAUGCAUACAACUUGAAUGUAGAAAUAUUGAAAAAAGGACAAAGUAAAAUGCAGAAGAGUAAUUCUAACAUAAAUGUGAAGAAAGACCAGCUUGAUAAAGUAGGUUCAGAGGAAAUUUCAAAGUAUUCCAAAGCAAGAGAAGAUAUUUUGAAGCAUGAAACAACUGUAAAAGAACAAGUAGAACAAUAUUUUCAAGAACUCAUAAUUAAAUUGGAACAGAAUCAUGACGCUGUUUUAACAUCAGUCAAAUCUGAUCUUCAUGCUAUAUCGUUAAUCGAAACCCAGACAGAGGAUAAAAUCAAAGAAGUCCAGGACUUGAUUCACAUUUCCAAUGCUCCUGAGUUCUUCAAAGAGUUCAAGAAGGUGAAGAAAAACAUGGAAACCCAAGAACCACGAAUCAAGACAACUUACAAUUCUUCUACAAAAUUUGUUCUGGGUAAUAUUACUCAAUCAAACAUUGGAUCUUUACAAGAUGAUGAGAGUUUUUCAGCAGAAUCAGACAUAUCCCUAGUCAUCAAUAAUGAAUACCGGACUGAACUUGAGAAAAUAACAUAUGUAUGUCCAUGCAUUGACCAGUCCAUUUGGUUACAUUCUGGUAAAUAUGGAGUGUUACAGAGAGUAAAACCUGAAGGAACUAAUCUGAAGUUAAUGUCUACAUAUAACUUUAUAGUGUAUGGAAUGGCAGUUACACCAUCUAAUCAACUCCUUCUGUGUGUUAAAGGUACAUCAAGGAUACAACAAAUCAGCUGUACUGGUAAACUGACCGAUUCAGUUUUUGAUGUAAACCCUUACCUUCCCACAACCAUCCACGUGAUCAGUGAAAACAAAUUAUUAGUAGGAGCUUAUGAAGGUAAACCAGGAAGAAAUGCUGUAAUCAUAAUGGACAAGAAAGGAGACAAAGAGACUGUAUAUGAACAUUAUAAACAUAAUCAACCUUUAUUUUCGUAUCCUUUGUGUAUAACCAGUACCAGUAAUGGAAAUAUACAAGUAGUGGAUAAGAUUCCAGAUUACUUCACUGGUAAAGUUGUGAUCCUAGGACAAGAUGGACAUAUAAAAAACGAGUAUGCAGGUCAUUCAACCAUCAAUAAGGGUACACCAUUCAAACCAGUAGACAUUGUCACAACACCCAGUGAUAAUGUUAUUGUGAUAGAUCUGGAUACCCAAAUAUUGCACAUCCUCAAUAACAAUGGUCAGUUUGUUACAUAUUUCAAUAUAGAUGAAAUAGGAAUAAGAACUCCCCGUUCUCUUGCCUUCAACACAGCAGGCCAACUUUAUAUAGGAUGCCCUAGGGCUGCAGAUAGUAAAACUAAGGAAGCAAAGCUAUACAAAAUAAACAUAACAGGAUUCUACAAUAUAGCCAAACUUUUUUUGGAACAGAAACAUAUGAAGUAGUAUAUGACAAUCAUUAUUUAUUUCUUCUGACAACUGGACUAAAGAAGUAUAAAGGAAUAUAUAAAGGCAACAGUAGUAUACCGCUAUUCAAUAGUCACAAAUCGAUUUAACUGAAACAAAUCCGGGUUACAAACCAAAACCGAGGGAAACACAUCAACUAUAAGAGGAAAACAACGGAACAACAUAAACACUGAAUAUACCAGAACUGAUGAGACAGAUAUCUUAUUUAAAACAGUAUUGCACUAUAUCUCUUUUUUAAAUAUUACUUUACAAAAAACAUCCCAUUAACAGUGAAAGUAAAAAUAACAAGUUGCUAGAUGGAAAGUUUAAUGAACUCAAAUGUUACUUUAUAAAGUUUCUGCUUCAAAAUGUGGUAACGAAACAUUUCACAUGUAAAUAUGAACUAAUCAAAUAAUAAAAACGAUAUAUGCA
Mytilus californianus (California mussel) is the source of this 2240-nucleotide messenger RNA. RefSeq lists its product as uncharacterized. Gene Ontology annotation, biological process: positive regulation of DNA-templated transcription. Gene Ontology annotation, cellular component: chromatin; nucleoplasm. The coding region runs from base 78 to 1808 and encodes 576 amino acids. The record is from RefSeq and is a predicted model, not a curated record. The transcript has a single exon. Lineage: Eukaryota; Metazoa; Mollusca; Bivalvia; Mytilida; Mytilidae. Gene Ontology annotation, molecular function: zinc ion binding; ubiquitin-protein transferase activity.